Vitis riparia (riverbank grape) is the source of this 3343-nucleotide messenger RNA. Its product is annotated as protein NUCLEAR FUSION DEFECTIVE 4-like. The transcript is spliced from 3 exons. Gene Ontology annotation, cellular component: membrane. The coding region runs from base 1475 to 2932 and encodes 485 amino acids. Lineage: Eukaryota; Viridiplantae; Streptophyta; Magnoliopsida; Vitales; Vitaceae. The record is from RefSeq and is a predicted model, not a curated record.
UGGGCUGUGAGUAUCGCUUAUCAAAUACUUUUCCCUUUCCUCUCCCCUUUCCAUUUCACGUGAUCCAUCGCCUAAAGUAGCUGUGCUUUUUUGUUUCUUCUUUCUUUUGGUUUUUGUUUGAUGUCAGUUUUUUUCUUUUGUCUGGUUUUCUUUUAAUUACUCAUAAUGAUCUGGGUCUUUUUGUUAUACUUAGGAAGAUGUACUGGGUAUCUCAAACCAAGUGCAAAUGAUCACAUAAACUGGAGAACUUGUUUUCUUUCUUCCUUUAUAGAUUUCCGGAGCACAGUUCAAUCUUUUUUUUUUUGUUUGAUUAGAGCAGUCCUCAAUUUAAUUUGUAAAUCGGAUAUUCUCUUGCAAGAAUAAUUGUUAUUCUCAACCUUUCGGCAUAGUUUCUGGAUUUUAACGUCCGGAGUCCUGCAACUGAUGGUGGAUUGUUUUAUUGUAUUUUCCUUGAUUGAGCAAAGGAGUUAAUUUUAUUAUUUUUUAUAUUCAAUCUUUUUUGGAUUAGACGAUUCUUUGGUUGUAUUUGUGAAAUUUUAUUAACGGUCCAAAUUAGAGUAGGGGAUUUCUAUUUUAUUUUAUUUCUCUGAUUUUGCUUUAUAUCAUAGUUGGUCCUUUCCAUUUGAGUCGAGAUUUGCAUUUCUGCUGGUGAAACAGCAUCAUCCUUCUGUGCAUGAAAUAAGAAAUUAUAUUGAAGAUGGUUAAUAAAUAGGUUUGGCAGAUGUUUAUGCUUUAGAUAUCCAACAAUCUAAGGGCUAAGGUGAUUCUGACUGAUUUCAGAUGUCGGAAUUGGUUGUUCUACUGGGCUGCAAUACUCCCUUGGGGUUUGUCAUAAAUCAAUAGAUCUUCAAAACUUUCAACAAUGUGGUUGAAAAGUUUGGCUUUGCAAAUACAUGAAUCACAUUUUACCUUUGAAACGGAUCUGUCCUCGUUUUUUCUCAUUACAGUUCUGGAGUCAGAUAUUUGUUCCUUUCGUUUUGGAAUUCCUAAACUAACUCCUAAUGCAAUUUAUUAUGCAGUUCCAACUUGUCUUACUAUGGACAUUAAUAAUUGGCUGAGCUGUAGUUAUCAUCUGAGUCAUGCACCAAAAAGCUUCUGAAACUUUGAAUUCUAGACAAUUUUAGAUUUAAGCUGGUCAGAUGGAUCCUUAAAAGUAAUAUGCUAAAUUUGAUAACUUGUAGCCUUUUGAGGAGGGUUGAUUAUUACAUGUGUAGCUCACCCGCAAAAAUGCAAUCCAAAAAAGAAAAAAAAUCUGAUUCUUGUGUCUAGAUGUCUGUUUCUAUUAUUGCAUAGACGACAUAUAUUUGUUAUAAUGAUGGAGUCUGCAAUGCAGUUGGAUGAUGAACAUCUAUUACAAUAUUGAAAUUUGAUACAAUUAUAUAGAAGUUUGAUUUUUAGAGUCAUGUGCUCUAAUCAGAGAUAACUUAGGAGACUUUUUAAUCUUGCAUCCCUUCUUGCUGUGGUUAAAUUGUUAAUGGAUAUCAAUAUGCAGAUAUGCAUUCUUAUAUUUGUGGGAACAAAUGGUGAGACCUACUUCAAUACGGUGGAUCUGGUUUCCUGUGUGCAAAAUUUCCCAAAGAGCCGGGGGCCUGUGGUUGGAAUAUUAAAAGGCUUUGCUGGUUUGAGUGGCGCCAUUUUGACACAGAUAUAUACCAUGAUCCAUUCCCCUGAUCACGCAUCCCUCGUAUUCAUGGUUGCAGUGGGUCCAAUAAUGGUAGUUUUUGCCCUAAUGUUCAUUGUUAGACCUGUUGGAGGUCACAGACAAGUCCGGCCAACUGAUGACUUAAGUUUCACAUUCGUCUAUGGUGUCUGCCUCCUUUUGGCUGCUUAUUUGAUGGGGGUCAUGCUUGUCCAAGAUCUAGUUCACUUAAGCCACACAGUGGUCACAAUUUUUACAGCAAUUUUGUUUGUCCUCAUUUUAGUACCAAUUGUGAUUCCUGUGUCACUGAGUUUUUCCUCAGAGCCAAAAGCUCCUGAAGCAGAGGCUUUUCUAACAGAGCCACAGAAAGACGAACCUGGCAAGUCCGAACAGGAUGCAACUGAGGUUAUAUUUAGUGAGGUGGAAGAUGAGAAGCCUAAGGAAGUAGACUUGCUUCCAGCAUCAGAAAGGCAAAAACGAAUUGCCCAUUUGCAAGCAAAACUGUUCCAAGCAGCUGCAGAAGGAGCUGUGAGGGUCAAGAGGAGGAGGGGGCCGCAUAGAGGGGAGGACUUUACCCUGAUGCAGGCUUUGAUUAAGGCGGACUUUUGGCUUAUCUUUUUCUCACUUCUUUUGGGUUCUGGAUCUGGUUUGACAGUGAUUGAUAAUUUGGGACAGAUGAGCCAGUCUUUAGGAUAUCAUAAUACACAUAUAUUUGUAUCCAUGAUCAGCAUUUGGAAUUUUCUUGGUCGAAUUGGUGGAGGUUACUUCUCUGAGAUGAUAGUCAGGGACCAUGCUUACCCACGGCCAGUGGCCAUGGCAGCGGCCCAAGUUAUAAUGGCACUCGGACACUUAUUCUUUGCUAUGGGAUGGCCUGGGGCAAUGCACAUUGGUACUCUAUUGAUUGGGCUUGGUUAUGGGGCCCACUGGGCAAUUGUGCCGGCUGCUGCCUCUGAGUUGUUUGGCUUGAAGAACUUUGGGGCUUUAUACAAUUUUCUCACACUUGCAAACCCUGCAGGUUCACUAGUGUUUUCUGGUGUCAUUGCUAGCAGUAUAUAUGAUCGUGAAGCGGAGAAACAAGCUCAUCAACACCAUCACCUGCAGCAGAACAUAGGAUCGAUUUUCUCUGGCAUGCUUAGUAUGGAUGACCCUCCAAAAUGUGAAGGUUCCAUAUGCUUCUUUCUCACUUCUAUGAUAAUGUCUGGUCUCUGCAUUAUAGCAGUUGUUUUAAGCAUGGUACUUGUACAUCGGACAAAGAUUGUCUAUGCCAACCUCUAUGGAAAAUCACGUACUUGACUUGUGGCAAGAGUAGCAAAAGGUGCAUUGUGAGUAGAGUGUUUGUCCAAUUUAUGUCAAUGUUUUGUAUACUUCAUCCGAGCUCGUGGAGAAGUUGCUGAUUUUUAACCUAUGUUUCUGAAACCUAAGCAAUUCUCCAGAACAUGGGACUCCAGAGGGGGAAGCAGAUGGAAUUUAGACACUGCUUUUUUCGGGUGUUCCACAAUGUUUGCUAUAAUGUAUUGGAGUCACAUGGUUCUGUUUUGUAUGUUGAGGUGUUGUGUAUUUCUUUUCAUUCUAGUUUGGACAUUUAUUUGGUGUGGAAGCAUUAAAUUUGUUUCCCUAAAAGUUCUUUCUUACGUCUGUUGUUGGGACUUUUUGAGGAGGAUGUGCUUACUAUUUUUCAUUCAUUAUUAACACUGAAUUUCUUAA